AAGUUCCGAAGCCUGUAUUUCGUUUUCAAGUCUCAAUUCUCAAAUCAAACUCGAAGCACGUUAACUUUUGACUAAAGAGCGUUUAAUCUACAUGUGUUAUUGAUAUAUUGUGUGUUUUUUGAUUUAAAAACCUAUUUUAAAGUACUAUUAUCGCAUAAUAAUGGAUGAAAACGACGCAGUGAAAGCUCCAAUGACCCGAUUGCGACGAAGAUUGUCGACGGACGUACAUUUGGACGACAGCUCACCCUCAACACCAACAACACCUAAUAAACGAGGACGAAAAGCUGCUAAGCCUGAAUUGGACCUCAUAUCUGAAAAUAGUGUUGCCAAAAUUGAAACACCCAAAAAGGUAACAAGGAAAAUGGUGGAAGUUCAGCAAGAAGCAGAAGAGAAAACAAUCACACCAUCAAGAAGAAGUACAAGGAUUAGAUCAAAUACAAGUCUAGUGGUUGAGGCACCACAGUCUGUUGCAUCUCCUAGAGCUAAGAGGGCUACCAGGAGGAAUUCACUACUAGGAAGUGACACAGAAACUCCUCUGACACCUCUCAGACAAACAAGAAGAACGAGAAAAGAUUCUACUUCAAGUGUUGAAAAAGGUGAAGUAGCAGUUUCAAAACCAGUGACACAAUUAACAGAAGCGAUAGCUGAAGAACCUGAGAAUAAUCUGAGAAAAUCUAUAAGUCAGAGUAACCUAUCAACAUGUGGCUCAGACAGUGGUGAGAUUCGCCGUAGUCCUCGAAUAUUGGAGAAGAUUGCCAAAACUAUGGAUAAACCAAUGAAUACUCAAAAUGAUGUUUCUUCAAGUGAGAUAGAUGAGACAGUCUCAAACAAACUGGCUCAUAUAACAACUGAGGAAAUUGAAAACAAGCUGACAACAAGUGAAAUAGAUGCUGGUGAGAUUAGAAAAAGUCCACAAAAAAUUAGAAGAAAUUCUAGAAACAUGAAUAAAUCUCAACAUGAUGAUUCGUCAAGUAGAUCAGAUGAGACAGUCUCAAACAAAGUGACAAAUAUAACAGCUGAGGAAACUGAAAAUAAGCUGACAAGUGACUUAGAUGUUAGUGAGAUUAGAAAGAGCCCACAAAAAAUAAGAAGAAAUUCUAGAAACAUGAAUAAAUCUCAUAAUGAUCAACAUGAUAAUUCUUCUAGUAAAUUAGAUUUAACUUCUGAUAAAAAAAACAAUGUAGAAAGUGUUGAUGAUGAUAAGGAAGUAAUGAAAAAAAACAACUGUAUUUCUGAAACUAUAAAUUCUACAUCCCAAGUUAUUGUACAAGAUAAGAUAACGAACUCCAUUCCGACGGAAAACAUAGAAACUGUUGAUAAAAACCAAAGUGGACAAAUGAAUAAAAGUACAUCACAUAUUUAUUCUAAACCCAAGACUAAUAAAAAACGAACUAAAUCCUUAUCAAGUGAUGUUAAAGUAAAAGAAAGUAAUUUCUUUAGUGACAAUGAGUGGUCAAAAAAGAAAAUAGGAACUAAAAAUAAAUCAAUAGUUUUGAAUUCUCCAGAAAAGACGCGUGAUGCAAUUAAAGAAAUUUUAGAUGCCGAUACAAAAACUAAAUCAUCCAUAGAAUGUGAUACUUCUGCCGUGGAUUUUUUCAAUAAAGGUCCAAUUAAAAAUGGGACUCCAGAAAUAUUUAUAGAGGAUUCAGAUUCAAACUCUAAUAAAGCUUUUGAAGAUCAAUGUGUACCUGUAGUAACAAGCCUUGAAAGUGGAUCACCAGAGGUACUUAAAAUAACUUCAUCAAUAUCAACAUCUAACACAAAAUGUCUUAGUGAGAGUGUUGAACCGAUGGAUGUUGAUGAAACCAUGCCCGAAAGUUUUAUAAUAGAUACUGAAAAAACGGACUCCGAAACGGCACACAAGGAAAACCCAUCACAUCAAUCACAAGUGUCUCUCCUGGAAAAAUCUGAUUUCAAACAGAAAGAGAUAUCAGUUUCACAAAACUUGGAUAAAACUGAAAACAAAAGUACUCUGAUAUUAUCAGAGGUUAAGGAUAAUUCAUUAAAUGCAACAAGUAAAUUAAGAAAGAGUUCAAUAAUAGCAAAUAAUAGUAAAAUUUUAUCAAAUUCAGCAGUAGAACUGGAUAAUACUCAUAAUAUAGAUACUAAUAAAAAAAACUUGUCUCUAAAUUGUUUGACGAGCACACCUUUACAGAAUAAAACUUUGAAAAAAGUGGCAGUGCCUUUAAAUGCUUCUAUUAUUACACAUAAUAUAGACACUAAUGAAAUAGACAAGAAUCAAACUAAUAAGCAUAAAUUACAUACUUCCAAACCUUCAUCGAAUUUAGAUAGCAGUGACGAAGAAAGUUCUGAGGGUGGAAGUCCUGAAAAGAACGAUUUGCUAAGCAAUGAAGCUAGUGACGCCGGUGACGAUUAUGAAUCUGGCGACAGCCGUGAUGAAGAAGAUCGUCGUUAUGAAGAGCAAAAUGAAAUAAUUGAGAAAGGUCAGACAUUGACAUCGGAGGAUGCAUCAUGUGAUGAUUCAGAUUAUGAGAAAGACUCAUUCAUUGUUAGUUCUGAUGAAGAAGAUGACCAGUUGUUAGAAGGGACUGAUGAUGACUUAUCAAUGAGUGAUAAUGAGCUUAAGAUGACGACAAAGUCUAAGGAAAAGUAUAAUAGUCGAAUGAUCAAAGAACAGAAAAAAGCAUCUAGAGAAAUGUAUGAGGCACGCCAUAAGUCAAAAAAAUUAAAAUCAAAUACAAGUCCAGAAAUACAAAAUACAGAUAGUAGUGACUCUUCCGAUUCUGAAGUUGAAAAACAAAUCAAACAAAAGAAAAGAAUUAGAAUGCGCUUGAAUUCUGAAAAUUUAUCAGAAAAUGGCAGCAAAACAUCUUCAUUUCAAAACCGUUUAUCUACAUCACGAAAAAGUAAUUCAUUAUCAGAGUCUGCCCAUGACAAAAGUAACAUAAGUGAAAAAGAAAUGACAGUAGUAAAUGAAGCAUUAGAAGAAAAUGAUCCCCUUGAGACUGUGAAGAAGGAACCAAAUUCUUCCUUACAAUGCGUGAACAGUACUCUUAAUUUUGUAGAUGCAGAAUACGCUAAUAAUACUCAAGUAAAUAAAGAUAUUUCAAAUGAUCCUCUUGAAGCCAAUACUGCUGAUGAUACAUCAUCUGAUGAGGAUACUAAUAACAUAAUCCAAAACUAUGAUUCUGUUCUCAGCAACUUAAACAAAAGUAAACAAAGUAAAAACAAAUUAGUAGACACAUCUCUAAAUUUGAAAAAUGAAACAAAAAACAAAGCUAAUAAACAAAGAGCUUCCAUAGUUGAUGAACUCAAUCUAACACAACCAAAAUCCAAUCUGUCGUCGGUUAGAGAAAAGUCGCAAACGGAUAAACCGAAAGUGGAUGGAAAGACUGACAACCAAGAUGAGGAUUCCUCUGACUCCAUCAAACUACAUUUACUUUUUUCUGAAGACAGUAAUCAAACUGCUGAUAUGAACGAAAAUAAUGAGAUGCCACUCAAGCAAAGUGAAGCUGUAACUGAUAUCAGAAAUAAUAGUGAUGGAGAUGAAACAGAUGCACCAUUCAAGUUUUUCAUUGAUACUAAAGGUGAUCUUGACACUGCAAAUUCCACAAGAAAGGGUAGUUGUACUGACGAAGUGCCAACAAUUCAUAUUGAUUCUGAUGCACCAGAAGAAACGCCAAUUCAACAUGAAAUUAACAAUGAUAUAAGUUUGAAUGAAAGUAGAGACACAACUUUGAAUAAGUCGAAAAGUAAGAAAAGAAAAGAAAAACGUAAUUCGAAUUUCGUCGAAGAAAUACAUUCUACUGAACCUGAGCAACUUGCAACUUCAUUUGUUAAAACACCUAAAAGUGACAAAAAAAAGAAACAAAAUAUAUCUUUGAAUGAAGACGACGGAGGGAAAACACCUAAAGGCGGUGAAAAGAAAAAUCGUUCUGUUUCAGAAGUUAUCGAUAUAGAUCAAGAUGAACCCAUCUCUAAAGCCAAUGCAUCAAUAUUGAAAACACCAAAAAGCGAUAAGAAGAAGAAACAGUAUAAGUUUGAAAGUGAGACUACUUUGGGAGAUUCUACUGAACCUGAGCAACUUGCAACUGCAUGUGUGAAAACACCUAAAAGUGACAAAAAAAAGAAACAAAAUAUAUCUUUCAAUGAAGAUAUAGGAGGUAAAACACCACAAGACGGCGUAAAGAAAAAUGGCUCUGUUUCCGUUGUUAUUGAUAUAGAUCAAGAUGAACCGAUUUCUGAAGCCAAUGCAUCAAUAGUGAAAACACCAAAAAGCGAUAAGAAGAAGAAGAAACAAAAUAUAGCUGGAAAUGAGACUUCUUUUGGAGAUGGAAAUAAUGUCAAUGUUUCUCUGGUCAAAACACCUAAAAGUGACAAGAAGAAGAAACAGAAUAUAUCGGCAAAUGAGAAUAAUCUACAAGAUCUAUAUGAAUCAGCCCCUGUGAAUUUCGCCAAUGCAUCAUUAGCCAAAUCACCUAAAAGUGACAAGAAAAAGAAACAGAAAACCUCUACAGAUGCUAAUAAUCUUGAAGAUAACAUUGAACCGAUCCAUAAUGUUGAAGUACCAGUGAAAACACCUAAAAGGGACAAGAAGAAACAGAAUUUGUCUGCAAGUGAUAAUAAUUUACAAUUUUGCAACGAAAGCAUCUUAAAUGUGGCGUCCAAAGUGCCAACACCCAAAAGUGACAAGAAGAAGAAAAAUAAUUCAGAAUGUGAUGUUGAUAUUAUAGAUCGAAAUACUGAAACUGACGCACAUCUACUCAGCGAAUCACUGUCGAAGGCACGAAAAGGUGAUAAGAAGAAAAAGAGGAAAUCAGAAAGGGACAAUUCCACAUCAUUAGGUGAUGGCUCAUUGAAUGAAUCUAACCAAAAGCGCAAACGAAUGGCUUCACCGGAUCUAAUGAAAGAGGAUUAUAUAUUAGCAUCAGCUAGUAUUGUUCAAGAAAAACAAAAUAAAAAACCAAAAAUUGAUGGUGAGGGCAAUCAAGAUAAACAGUCAAACAAACUUGAGAGGACCAAGAAACGCAAAAUAAGAAACGAUGAUGAAGAUGUCUCCGCCAAAAAGGUAAUGAAGACAAGUUACUUGGAUACCGUUGGCGUGUCCCGAUUAUCAGCUGCGCUACUUAAUAAGUUGGAUGAAAAACCAAGAACAAAUCCUAAACCACCGAAGAGGCUAAGAUUAAUAUCGACAAGCAAUUUUAGCGUUUCUGAGGUCGGACGGCGAAAUAAACCCUCUUUAUUCCUUGAAGAGACUGUCUGUCUGGAUCAAGAUUCGCCGGUCAAGAAGAAGUCUACGUCUCGAAUGCAGAAGCCCCGAGUACUACCAACAUUACCAACUGCUAUAUCAUCGAGUAGUGGUUACACUACUAAUUUUAAAAUAAAAACGUUGCCUACAGACUUAAGAUUCGUUGCUGAAGCAAACAGUAGUGAAAAUUUCAGGCAAAAUCACCUGUUUAACAAAAAAAUUAAACGCUUAGGCACCUACGAACUAUAUAAGAGACAGAGAAAUGUUAAGUUGACCAAAUUUUAAGACUUGAUUAGUGUUUAAUUUAUUAUUUUAUGAAAUCCGCCAUUUUUAUAAUUCCAUUAUUUUUAUGCCUUAGAAAUAUGUGUUUUUUUUUUACUUUUCCUAAACUAUAUUAUGUGCUGUCAGUCGAGACGGAUGAGUUUUGACAAUUUUGAUGUUAAUUUUUACUAAUUCCCUGGAAUUUAUUAGGAACAACAGGACUGACAAUAGGAACAAAGCAACUUAAUAUACCAGAUAAGUAUACCUAGCUACUUUAAUUCUAGGAUAGCAUUGAUUAGUUUAUAAUGUUAUGUAGAUGUUCGGGAGAACACUAAAUCUAAUAAGAACAUAUUUUGAAAUCUGUCUGAGCCCGUCCCCUUAAUGUGACCUUAAACCCACCCCCUAUGCUUAGUGUUGCGAAAAACGGACCAAAUUUCAACUGCCCAUAAACUAAUAAUAAUUACAUUCUGCUGCUUCUCUAAUCUUACACUUACCUUAAUUAAGAACUAGCCAAUUUCCUUUUCUUAAACCAUACUGAACUAACAUAAGACAAUGACACUGUGAUGUGCCUUAUACAGCUAUAAUAUAAAUGUUGGACAUAAAGUAAAACUUGUGCUUGCAUAACUUUGUCACCGCAGGCGGUUUUAAAACACAUUUCGAAAAUGGCAUUGAAAUGAGUUUUAACACAUAGAUAUGACUAGUUAUAUGUUAUUGAGUAUAAAUUUGACUAACUCUUCCCCAUGCGCUGUUUAGAUCAUAAAACGUCAUAAUAAGUCUUAUUUUAGAGAAAAUCAUAUUAUUACUACGGCAUUGUUAAUUAAUUUUAGAUUGUGUUAUUAACGCUUUAUUACAUUGUCAAAAAUAUUACGAUGUCUUUCAAAUUAUACCGCCACAUUUUUAGUCUUUAAGAAGAUAACUAGAUGGCGUUAGAUGAUAAUGUUAUUUUCUUUGCAUACUUUGUUUUUUGAUUAUAAACAAUGUUAUUAGUAAUUUCUCAUUAUGUUUUUUUUAAUAAAGUCGUUUCUGAUGAAAA
Messenger RNA from Leptidea sinapis, 6503 nucleotides. Its product is annotated as protein slender lobes. Bases 161 to 5494 code for a protein of 1777 amino acids. The record is from RefSeq and is a predicted model, not a curated record. The transcript has 26 exons. Lineage: Eukaryota; Metazoa; Arthropoda; Insecta; Lepidoptera; Pieridae.